Messenger RNA from Fusarium graminearum PH-1, 1887 nucleotides. RefSeq lists its product as uncharacterized. The record is from RefSeq and is a predicted model, not a curated record. The coding region runs from base 1 to 1887 and encodes 628 amino acids. NCBI's taxonomy places the organism in Eukaryota, Fungi, Ascomycota, Sordariomycetes, Hypocreales, Nectriaceae. The transcript is spliced from 4 exons.
AUGAUUUCAAAAACGAGUCCUCUUUAUGAGCCUUUGAACGAAGCAACCGACGAGAUCCGACUUCUCACACUCCUACCAAAGUCACGCAGCACUGGAAUUCCUCAUUGUUUGGCACCCCUAAAACGCUUACACUCGAAGCACCCGCCACCAAGUCAUUACCGUUUUACAUGGGGGGACUACGCCGCUCUCUCCUAUGUAUGGGGUGAUGAGAAAGAUACUACUAUUAUUGCGAUCAAUAACAAACGUAGGCGAGUGACGACCAAUCUCGCCAAGGCUCUCUCGGCAUUUGUCCAGGAUGGAGAGUUUGAGGAUGGCUACAAGCUUUGGGUCGACGCCAUCUGUAUUAACCAACAAGACAUGGACGAGCGUGCACGACAAUUACGGAAGAUGCGCCACAUAUAUGGCGAUGCAUGGUCGGUGGUUGCGUGGUUAGGCGAACCGAGCUUUCAAAGCGACUCAGCUAUUCAGCUCAUCCGCGACUUUGCCGAUCUCAGCAAAACAAACUCUGGUAGUCAAAUCGAAUCUUGCCUAAGGAGGGAACCAGAGUUUCUUGGGAAAGGCUGCUGGUUGGCACUCCAUGACCUAAUGGAGCGACCCUAUUGGUCUCGUCUAUGGAUCAUACAAGAGAUGAUUAUGGGUGCCUCCGCUACAUGGAUUCGAUGCGGAUGUGCAUCUAUCGACUGGGUAUCUUUUUGUUCUGGCCUUGCCUUUCUCGAGGAGAAUCUGUGGCUCGUGAAGGAUGAGCUGCUUGUAAGGGAGCGCUUGGCGGUGACAAAAAAGAACGGGCCAGCUUGGUCAGUCAUGGGUAUUCACCUAGUCUAUCAAGACCUCUCGAUCUUGAGUGAACGCGAAGAAAAGGGCGGACAGUAUCCCAGUUUUGGACGACUACUUGACAUCGCCAAUGAUGCUGAGUGUUCCAAUCCAAGGGAUAAAGUCUACGGGCUUGUUGGAAUGAUGUCUAUUCCGGUGUCCAGCAGUCUGCGGCCCGAUUACACUCUUCCAGUGAAUCAGGUCUAUGCUGCCACAGCGAGAACCUUCAUCGAGGUUGACGGUAAUCUGGAGCCCAUUCGCGAUGGAAACCCGUGGGGUCCGUCAAAAGGUCCAUCGUGGGCUGCGGACUGGUUAUGGGAGGGCCGGAUCAGAUCGUCGAGACCUGAGAAUCAGCUUUGGGGUCCUACCCGGUUCUUUCCAAGGCUGGGCCCUGAAAUUUUGUUCCAAACUCCAUACAAGGCCAGUGGAGACACCAGACACGAUGCUACGUUCUCUAUCGAUGGAUCUAUACUUACAUGCAGCGGGUUUAUUGUUGACAGUAUCUCUGGGCUUUCUGCAAGGGGAACGGGGUAUUUCGACUUGGACAAAACCUCCAUCGUGCAACCCCAUCGGUGGAACAGCGCCUAUGGUGACAGAAGUGCGACUUCGGAGGCUUUGUACUGUACCCUCGUGAUGGAUAGAAUUUCUGGGGGCGCGAGAGCCACUGCUCGCCAUGCUGCCAUAUUCCAUUUACCUCGUUUCCACGAGGUGAACUCAAGCUUUAAACUGGGCGAUGACCAACUCUCGGACUUCUUCGACGACACGAUCCCAGAUGAGGCAUCGGAAUUUGACUUUAGCGAGGUAUAUUCAUGCUUUGACAGAUCAUCACAGAGGCGAAGAUUCAUGGCUACUGCCAAUGGCUACAUAGGUUGGGCUCCGGACAACAUCUAUGGGACGAAGAGUCAACAGACUAAAACUGGAGAUCUCAUUGCUGUCUUGUGCGGCUGCAGUACUCCUAUUGUCGUCCGACCUCACGGCCAUCAAUACCAGGUUAUCGGUGAAGCAUUUGUCCAAGGAUUGAUGGAUGGGGAGGUAAUGGAGUUGGUGAAUUCUGGAAAGUUGGAACGAAAAUGCUAA